GCUGAUAUCAUCAGAUAAUCACUAAACAAGUAAGCGGUCAAACCGUAAGACAGACGAGUUCUCCAAAUGAUGCUUAUAACAAGGAAGCUGCUGGAGGGGGCAGAGCUGAAUAACCUAUGGUUAGCCAGAACCAUGAUCAUAUUCAUCUCUUUGCUGCUUAUUCUCGGCUUCGAGCCAUUCGUUGCCGCCGUCAAUCCGCUGACGCAGAUCUGCUACUACAGAGACUCCCACAUGAACGAGAGCACCUACAAAGCAAACCUUGAGCUCCUAUCUGCUGCUCUAUUCAGUAGUGCCUCAUCCACACGAACCAACCUCGCCAAGGGCUUCGUCGGAACUGAUCAAGACCGCAUAUACGGCGCCGUAGUGUGCCGCGGUGAUGGCGCCGUCGAUGCCUGCCCCAGCUGCAUCACCACGGCAUUCCAGGAUGUGUGGCGGGUGUGCAGAAACCACAAGGAGGCGCAUAUCCUAUACAAGGAUUGCAUCGUCCACAUCUCCGCGAAGGACCUUAUCUACGACUCCACUGUUGUGCUGAACAGGUUGCUGGUCUCUACGGACACCACAAAACACAAUAUGGAUCCCAACAUCCCCAGCGAGGUGAGCGCCAAGUACACCGAUGGCAGCAUUGAUGGCAGCAUCAAGGUGCUGCUUCAAGAGACAGCCAAACAAGCAGCCUACAACUCGACGAUGAUGUACGCCACCGGCCGCAUGGAUGUCUACAGCACAAUCCCGCUGCUCUACUCUCUGGCGCAGUGCAACCUGGACCUACCGCCAAAUGACUGUUGGGAUUGCCUCGACAAUAUCAGGAGCGCGGCAAAGAGUUUCUUCUACCAGCAACGUGGUGAAUGGAUUGCUGGUGUGUGGUGCAAUUUCAGGUAUAGCACAUAUCAGUUCUACGAGGGCCAGCCAAUGCAGCAUAUCACCUUGUCGGGUGCUGUAGAUCCAACAACAAACAUGCCGGCACCCAAGCCGGCGCCAGGGCCAGUUAAUCUUCCCAGGCAGAAAGACGAGACUCCCAGCCAUAAACACAAGAGUAAGCAAGACAAUAUUUUAUAUGUUGAGACAUUCCCAAAACAUAACCACCUAUGUUUGUGUGAAAUCUUUUGUUUUAGGGAAUAUAAUAAAGGUUUUGAUCAUUACCACUGUUGCGUUUCUACUAGCAUCAUUUUUCUGCUUCAUCGUUUGGCUUGGACUGGUCAAAAGGCACACAAAAGGUUUGUUACGGAAAUGCAACUGUACUCACAAAUCUCUCAGGCUAUUCAGAUUCAUAUAUACUUUACAUCAGCAUUACCUGAAAGGAUUAGAUAAACUCUGCCUUUUGAAUUUAGGU
Triticum dicoccoides is the source of this 1327-nucleotide messenger RNA. RefSeq names its product putative cysteine-rich receptor-like protein kinase 9. The record is from RefSeq and is a predicted model, not a curated record. NCBI's taxonomy places the organism in Eukaryota, Viridiplantae, Streptophyta, Magnoliopsida, Poales, Poaceae. Bases 67 to 1305 code for a protein of 412 amino acids. The transcript has a single exon.